UGCACAUGUGUAAAGAUGGCUCAUGCUAAGAUCUCCAUGUACCUGCCUCCCAAUAUCAAUCCUGCCCAGGCUGACAUCGCCUAUGGCUGCCUCGCCCUGCCCAAGCUGAACAGAGAGCUGCAGUCAGACAACCUGCUGACAAGACAGAAAGCCCUUGUGGCCCUAUGUGACCUCAUGCAUGACCCGGAGUAUGUCUACGAGGCCAUCUCCAUAGGUUACCUGGACAGCCUGAAGGUCUUGCUGAAGGAUGGUGAUGACCUGGUACGGAUAAAGACCACCGAGGCGCUCUACAUCAUGGCGACCCAUAGCGUGGGCAGAAUCGGCUUUAUAGAGUACGACAUUAUCUUUUCCCUGGCCUUCCUGCUGAAUGACCCCAACGACCUCUGCCGGGAGAACAUGUACCAAGCCUUCAAGCACCUGGCCCAACUGCCUACAGUCCAUCCAUGGACCCCAUGCAGCCUGGGGGGCCAAUUCAAGAAGGCAGAGUGGAAGGACAGGAUGGCCUUGGAGUGA
Messenger RNA from Perognathus longimembris pacificus (Pacific pocket mouse), 513 nucleotides. Its product is annotated as radial spoke head 14 homolog. The transcript is spliced from 4 exons. The coding region runs from base 16 to 513 and encodes 165 amino acids. The record is from RefSeq and is a predicted model, not a curated record. NCBI's taxonomy places the organism in Eukaryota, Metazoa, Chordata, Mammalia, Rodentia, Heteromyidae.